CAACUACACGAUUUCUGCGAUUCGUAGUCUUCAGUGAUCAAUGGUCCAGUGACUCGCACGGGUGGCGCUUCAGCCUAAAAAAACACAGCUGCGAUCUGACAUAAUGUUACACCUGAGAUUUGUAUUUAUGGGCGCUCUGCUGGUUAUCCUGCUCCAAGCUAGUCAGCCCACUGAUGGCUUCAUCCUGCGCCUGAUCACCGAGUCUCUGCAGAACAAUGUGGCGGGAGAGCCCAUCCUGCAUGAGAGGACUCAGUGGAACUUUGAUCCGGAGGCAGCCAAAAAAGCUCGGGCAUUGUACUACGAGAAGAAUGGUUUCCGGUCGGCCAAGUUCAUAGAGCGACUGGGCGUGGGCCUGGAUGGCCAGCACGAGGAGCGGCGAAAGGAGCAGGUCGAGCGGGAUACGGGUCGACUGAACGGAGAGCACAAUGUGAAUUAUCCGCCUCCCCCUGUUUAGUCAUAAAUAAUAAUAAUUUAAAUUUAA
Molecule: messenger RNA, 481 nt
Organism: Drosophila ananassae
Lineage: Eukaryota; Metazoa; Arthropoda; Insecta; Diptera; Drosophilidae
Exons: 3
Coding region: 104-454 (116 amino acids)
Source: RefSeq, a predicted model, not a curated record